Malassezia globosa CBS 7966 is the source of this 657-nucleotide messenger RNA. RefSeq lists its product as uncharacterized. The transcript has a single exon. Gene Ontology annotation, molecular function: manganese ion transmembrane transporter activity; calcium ion transmembrane transporter activity. Gene Ontology annotation, biological process: calcium ion transmembrane transport; manganese ion transmembrane transport; Golgi calcium ion transport. Lineage: Eukaryota; Fungi; Basidiomycota; Malasseziomycetes; Malasseziales; Malasseziaceae. The coding region runs from base 1 to 657 and encodes 218 amino acids. The record is from RefSeq and is a predicted model, not a curated record. Gene Ontology annotation, cellular component: fungal-type vacuole membrane; Golgi apparatus.
AUGUCGACAUUAUCGAGCUUCAUGGGAGCAAUUCUUCCUGCAUUGCUGACGCGUCGCGCAGCUCACUGGGUUUCGGCUAUCCUCUUUAUCGUCUUUGGCGUUAUUGCGCUGCGCCAGGGCCUAGCUAUGAGUGGCGACGAAAUCGACAAGGAGUGGAAAGAAACACAGGAAGAAAUUCAAGAAGACGAAGAUGUUCAUGAGCUCACGGACCUUGAGCAACAGGCUGGCGACGACUCGCCUGGAUACCCGAACAUUGCGCCGUAUCCACGGACCUCACCUUCGGUGAAAGAGCAGGCAUCGCCGUCGCACUUUGGCGUGUUUCUCCGCGAAGGUACCCGCAAUCUAUGCGGCCUGAUGUUUAGCCCUGUGUUUUCGCAGGCGUUUAUUCUCUCGUUCCUGGGCGAAUGGGGCGACCGAAGCCAAAUUACCACGAUGGCCUUGGCAUCGACACAUCGAGUCGGCAUUGUCGCCAUAGGCACGAGUCUCGCGCAUAUGGCAUGCAUCAUGCUCGCUGUCAUGGCUGGCGCAAUCUUUGCUACCCGCAUCAGUCCUCGACACUUGACUAUUGGAGGGGCGAUGAUUUUCCUUGUGUUUGGGCUCAUGGCUGUGUACGAUGCUAUAUACGAGCCUGAGCCGUCGGCGCCGUUGCAUUUGUAA